Molecule: messenger RNA, 4526 nt
Organism: Octodon degus (degu)
Lineage: Eukaryota; Metazoa; Chordata; Mammalia; Rodentia; Octodontidae
Gene: Ninl
Product: ninein like
Exons: 23
Coding region: 75-3944 (1289 amino acids)
Biological process (GO): microtubule anchoring at centrosome
Cellular component (GO): centrosome
Molecular function (GO): calcium ion binding
Source: RefSeq, a predicted model, not a curated record
GGAGGAGAGGGGACAGUAAGCACCUUGGGAAGGGAAUCAGACUCCACAAGGAUGAUCCCCAAAGACCAGGCAAGAUGUGGAGGCUGGAGAGAGAUCUUCAGUUCACCUCUUAUGACCCCAUGAUGUGGCAAGUGCUGGGAGCAAGAAGGCCAGCCUGCUAUGGGAUGGAUGAAGGAGACAAUUACUACGUCUCACAGCUUAAGGACAUCUACAGCAGCUGUGAUGCCACCGGGACAGGCUUUCUGGACCGGGAGGAGUUGACCCAACUCUGCCAGAAACUCCACCUGCAGAAGCAGCUGCCCGCCCUCCUGAAGAUUCUGCUUGGAGACAACCCCAGUGCCAGGGUCACCUUUGAGGAGUUUAAGGAAGGGCUUGUGGCGGUGCUGUCCUCCAAGGCUGGUGGUGACCUCAGCAGUGAAGAAGCUGGUUCUUUGCAGUCAGCUGCCUCCAGUGCUGUCCCACCAAAGUACGUGAGCGGCUCCAAGCGUUACGGCCAUCGGAGCCAGCCGGAGCGGAGGACCUCUGCCACCGAAGCCACAUAUGGAUCAGAGCAGCUAGCCAGGGCUGGGCUGAAGAGGCAGCACUGCCGCUCUGCAUCCCUGGAGAGUGUGGAGAGUCUCAAGUCUGAUGAGGAAGCUGAGAGUCCCAGAGAACCUCAGGAUGAGCUGUUCGAAGCCCAAGGGAAGCCGCAAACAUGGGGCCCUGAGGUCUUUGGGAGCGCCCAAAGGUCCUCCGCCUCACUGCAGAGCCAGGUCCAGGGCAUCUGGGAGCAGCUGGGAGUUGGCUGCCGUGGCCACCUGGAUGAGCAGGAGCUGGCUGUGGUCUGCCGGAGCAUUGGGCUCCAUGGCCUCAAGGACGAGGAACUCAAAGACCUGUUCCACAAACUGGACCAGGAUGGGGACGGCAGAGUGAGUCUUGCAGAGUUUCAGCUCGGCCUGUGCCAUCAUGAGCCCAUGCUGCUUCUGGAAUCUAGCUUGGGCAAGCCAAGCAGACCCUGGUCCCACUGCCAGGGGCAGAUUCCGGAGGAGAGCGGCUGUCACACAGCCACCACCACCACCUCCUCCCUUGCAUCCAUGAGCUGCGGCCUGCGCCUCUUCUCCAGUGUCGACGAUGGCAGCGGUUUCGCCCUUCCGGAGCAGGUCAUCGCCAUCUGGGCUCAGGAGGGCAUCCACAGUGGCCGGGAGAUCCUGCAGAGCCUGGACUUCAGCCUGGAUGAGAAGGUUGACCUCCUGGAGCUAACCUGGGCCCUAGACAAUGAGCUCCUGACAGUUGACAGCAUCAUCCAGCAGGCGGCCUUGGCCUGCUACCGCCAGGAGCUGAGCUACCACCAGGAGCAGGCAGAGCAACUGGUGCAGGAGCGAGACAAGGCCAGGCAGGACCUGGAGCAGGCUGAGAGGAGGAGCCUGGAGCUCGCGAAGGAGAUGGAUGACAGCCACACAGCGCUGGAGCAGCUCACAGAGCGGAGGAUCGAGCGCCUGGAGCAGGACUACCGAGGAAGGCUGAGUCUCCUGCGGGCAGAGGCGGAGGCGGAGCGGGAGCAGAUCUGGGAGCAGUCCUGCAGGCGGAGUGCCGUGCUGGAGACAGACCUGGGCCACCUGCGGGCCGAGGAGGCCAGCCUGCGCCACAGGCUGGGGCUGGCCACAAAGGAAAACAGCCGGCUGCAGCAGGAGAUCCUGGAGGUGGUGGGAAAGCUCUCGGAUUCAGAGAAGCUGGUCAUGAAACUGCAGGGCGACUUGGAGUUCGUGAUGAGGGAGAAGUUGGAGCCACAGGGCUUGGAGCUCAGGGCACAGGAGGAGCGGUUCACAGCUAUCUUGAAGGAAUACGAGCUCAAGUGCCGGGGUUUGCAGGACCAGAAUGAUGAGCUGCAGGCCAAGCUGGAGAGCCUGCGGGCACCUGGGAGCCGGAGUUGGCAGCGCCCUGCCGGGGAAGCUGAAAGCCGCCCAGCAAGUAGGAGCCCACAAGGCAGGUUCUCAGAGGACUCCAGUCCAGUGAGUCUAGAAAUGGAGAUCAUGGUGGAGCGGCUGCGGCAGCACUGCCAGGAGCUCAGGACCCAGCUGGAGGCCAAGGUAAAUUCCUAUGAGGGGGAAAUUGAGGCCAUGAAGAACAAUUUCGAGAAGGAGAGGAUGGACCUGGAGCAGGCACGGCAGCGGGAGGUCGCAGUGCUGGAGGCCCAGAGAGCAGACCUGGAGGCGCUGUGUGCCAAGUCGCAGGAAGUUAUCUUGGGCCUGCGGGAGCAGCUAUGGGAUGCAGCAGGCCGCCCUGAGCCCUCCAGGGCCCAGCUGACCUCCUGCUGCGCACAGGCACUCUGCGACCUGGCCCGGUGGCUGGACCAGCACACACAGUGGCAGCACCAGGGCGAGCUGCGGCACAUCAGGUGGGAGGCUGCGGAGGAGCUGAGCCGGAUGCUGUCCCAGCUGGAAGCCCAGCACGACAUACACUGCAAGAGCCUGGCACUGCGGCACCAGCGUGAGAAGGACUGGCUGCGCCAAGCGCACCUGCGGUGGGAGGAGGAGGUAUUCACACGCUGCCAGGAGCAGCAGCAGAGGCUGCAGGCAGCCCUGGGCGAGGAACAGGCCCAGAUGUGCAGGUCCUUUGCCCUGGAGAGGAAGAGACUGGCGCGUGCCCACCGUGAGCAGGUGGGGGACCUGGUCCGGGAGGCAGAGGCCCUGCGGGCCCUGCUGCAAGGCGGAGCCACAGUGAUUGUGGGCAGGGAGCAGAACGGGGCACCCAGCCCCUUGUCCUUGAGCCCAGGCACCCACAGAGAAACAGGGGAGCCGGUGGGAGAGCAGCCUGGCCAGCCCUGCUGUGUGGAUACUGUGUCCAGAGGGCCCCCAGAGAGCCCGGAUCCUGGACAGAGCUGCUGGGUCCUGCUGGAUGCAAAGGAGGCAACUUCUGUUCCCUGCGAGGAGGGGUCACACGUACGGCCUCCUGGGCAGAGCAAAGGGGCCAACCCCGAGGAGCCAGCACCUUCUGCCAGGGCCACGGUCAGCCCAAGGCAGCCUGAUAGCCAGGAGCUGCCCUUGUGGGGUGCAGAGGGAGACAGCACCCUGCCGACCUCACUUCAGCACCAGCCAGAGCCCCUGCUGCCCUACCCUGAGCUACCAAACCCAGGAGGGGAAACUGAGGCAGAAAUGGCAGAGAGAGAGAAUGACAUGAAAACCAAACUUCUGCAGCUGGAAGAUGUCGUCCGGGCUCUCGAGAGAGAGACAGAUUUGAGAGAGAAUGACAGGGUGGAGCUCCAGAGACUGUCUGAAGAAAACACUUUGUUGAAAACUGAUCUGGAGAGGAUUCAGCAGGAACUUGGAGCCACGGAGCACAUGAAUGACGAGCAGAGGCUGGAAAUUGAGGCUUUGAAGAGAGACAAGGAGAAGACCUGCUUUGACAUGGACGCGCUCAACAUUCAGAAUCAGAAAUAUCAGAAUGAAGUGGCACAGCUCAGCUGCAGGGUCCUGCAGCUGGAAGAGGCCGCUGCCACACACCAGGCCCGGAAUGAGGAGAACCUGGCAGCCGCUCAGCGGCUAACACAGAGGCUGGAGGAGGCACGGUGCCGUGAGGAGCAGCAGUGCGUCCGGAUCCAGAAGCUUGAAGCUGAACUUGAGCACGUGAGUGAGGAGUGUCAGAGCCUGAGGCUAGUACGCUUGGAGCAGAUGGAGAAACGGAAGGAGGGCUGGGACCAGGUGGAAGAGCGGCCAGACACCAGGGAAGCGCAAGCGGGCGAUACAGAGCGGCUCCUGCAGGAGAAGCUGGAACGGCUGGAGAAGAGCACCAGAUGCGGCCUGCUGCUCGAGGAGCUCUACGUGGAAAAUGCCCACCUCAUGAAGGCCCUUCAGGUCGCCGAGCAGAAGCAGUGGGGCGCUGAGAAGCAAAAUCGCAUCCUGGAGGAGAAAGUGGGAGCUCUCAGCACACUGGUUGGCAGGCUGGCACCCGCCGCUCUGUCUGUGUAGGCUGCUCGCCUUCCUGGAAUUCACCCGAGGGAGGGUCUCCAUUACACAGGAGGGCAGUGACAUCCGCUCUGCGCCCCGGGCCAGGAAGUGUGCCGGGGCUCCCUGGUUAGUGGUCCUGGAUUAUCCUCCCAGUCAUUCCUAGUGUUGCCCUUCCCUUCCGGGCCGCUCUGGGGCUCAGCAAAGACCCACUAAGGGAAAUGGCAACGCGCUUAGUGAUGGGCUUUUGUCUGGAGAAGCUCUUCCCAUUGCAUCGGGCUUGGGGCUUGCAGCUCCAGAGCUCGGGAUGGCGGGUCCUGGAGCUCCGGAGGGACCAGCACCCCGGGAGGGACCAGCCUCGGGAGGGACCAGCACCCCCUGAGGGACACUGGGGGUGUCUGGGCAAGGCUGGCCUAAGAAGGUCUGCAGACUCAGGGACGAUGGUGUGUCGUAAAUACAAUCAUUUCUUCAAUGAAAUGUUAUCACACUGGAGAUUUGCACAUAUAUAAAAGCAUGUAAUUUUUUAUCUGAGACACACACACACACACACACAUUAUGGCCAUUUGGUUUAGCAGAAUGUACAACUUUAAUGUGAAAUCACUGUAU